ACUGGCAACAUUGAGACCAGAUUUGUGUGCGCCGGCAUCGCACGUGAACGUGUCGCUAAAUCUCAAUAAAUUAGUGAAAUCACCAUGUCGGACGAAUAUUUCUAUGGUGUCACAUUAUCGGCGUCACAUCAGUCCGAGACAUGGGAUCCGGAAGCGAAAGCCGAAUACCCACGCAGCAACAAGUUGCUCAUCCGCCAGGCAUUGCUUGGGCCAGACGCGAAACCAGAUGAACUCAAUGUUGUACAGGUGGAGACAAUGUCACUACAAGAUUCGAUCAAGAUUCCUGUGGCAGUUUUGAAGGCAGGUGAAACAAGACAUGCACGUCUUGACAUCGAAUUCCCAGAUGCACCUGUCACAUUCACACUUAUACAGGGUUCAGGACCAGUGCAUCUGAUAGGGCAGCAUUUACUUGGUGCGCUAGUGGAGGAAUUUGAAGACAUGGAGGAGAUGGAAGAAGAGAUGUUAGAUGAAGAGGAGGGUGAUGACUCUCAAUUUAAGGAUGAUGAAAAUAAAAGGAAAUCAUCAGCAGGAAAGCGCAAGACGAAUGAGGAUGAAGAUGAUGAGGAGGGAGAGCCCAAGGGCAAGAAAGCGAAAAUGUCGAACAACGCCAAAGGCAAAGCUCCAUCACCUAAGAAGAAUGCCAAGAAGUGAACCGCCUGCCGCCUGUCGCUCGGUCCGCGGGCCCGGACCGCGCUGAGCUCGGCCCUACUGCCCUAAGCCCACGCGGCCCGGGCUCCGGGCAGCCUUAGUUAUAACUACUUAGUGUGGUAAUUCAGUAUAGGUUAGCGUUGUAUCGAGUCGCAUGAAUGGGAGUGUGAACUGGUGGGUAUGUUUUCGUGAUAGUUUACCGAUCGAGGUAUUCGCAGACUUAUCCAAUCCUGUGCGUUUACUGAUGAUUGGAUGUGAUUUGUUCACUGAUUUUAUAUUAUUUUUUCUAAACAUUUUUUUUCCAUUCCUUACUGUGGUGUAUAGUGUUAUGGAUGUCAAAUUGAAUAUUAUAGUAAGUCUAAUUCACACGGAUGUAUUUUAAGUUGAAGACAUAAUUAAGCAUAAUCAGUGUAUUGUAAGACGCCGAUCGAGUGACCGCCGACUCGGAUUGAAUUCGCUAACGAUUUCUCAUUUCAGAAUGAUUAACUCAUAAUCUAUUAUAGUUUGUUUGUACAUAUACAUUUAAAAGCAUAAGAACGAUAACAAUAAAAUAAAACAUUUCUAAACAUU
Molecule: messenger RNA, 1218 nt
Organism: Diatraea saccharalis (sugarcane borer)
Lineage: Eukaryota; Metazoa; Arthropoda; Insecta; Lepidoptera; Crambidae
Source: the annotation of a GenBank genome assembly